GUGCACCAGCCUGCUAGUGGGGCGUACCAGAUGUUCGACUCAAUCUUGCUGCUCUCGGAGGGGAACUGUGUGUAUUUUGGGAGGGGGAGAGAUGCUAUGGACUACUUCGGGGAAGUCGGUUUCGUGCCGAGGUUUCACGUAAAUCCUGCGGAUUUCAUGCUCGACCUCGCUAACGGGUAUGUUCAAAUGGAGCACAGUGGUGACGCUGAGAAGUCAAGUUUGAAGCAAUCUCUAGUUUCAUCAUACAACAGAGCCCUGGCUCCAAAAGUAAAGGCCACUGUUACUGCUGCUCUCAGUAAUGCUGCUGCUGCUCCAGGAGAUGCUGUAACACUAGGAAGCCAAAGAUCAGGCAACCAAGAUCAAAAGAACCACAGCAGAAUAAACUGGUUCAGUCAAUUCACCAUCCUCUUCCACCGAAGUCUCAAAGAACGCCGCCACGAAACCUUCAACUCUCUCCGUGUAUUCCAAGUAAUCGUAACUGCACUUCUCGCUGGCUCAAUUUGGUGGCAUUCAAGCAUCCACAAUGUACAAGAUCGACUCGGCCUGCUCUUCUUCAUUGCCAUCUUUUGGGGAGUCUUCACAUCUUUUAAUGCCGUCUUCACUUUUCCACAAGAACGAGCAAUCUUCCUGAAAGAAAGAGCCUCAGGAAUGUACACACUAUCUUCGUAUUUUAUGGCGAGAAUGGCUGGUGAUCUCCCAAUGGAGCUAGUUCUUCCUACUGUGUUUGCCUUCAUUUUAUAUUGGAUGGCAGGACUUAGGCCUGAAAUUGCAGCGUUUUUGCUUACACUUGUCGUGCUUUUGGGUUAUGUACUUGUUACCCAAGGCCUUGGUUUGAUGGUGGGCGCAGUGAUUAUGGAUGCAAAGCAAGCAUCCAUGGUGGUAACGAUCACAAUGCUGAGUUUUCUAUUGACAGCGGGUUUCUAUGUUCAGCAUGUACCGAGUUGCUUGACUUGGUUAAAGUACACUUCCCUUACUUUUUACUGCUAUAGAUUACUCAUUGGAGUGCAAUAUAAAGGAAAUGAGAUGGAUCGUUAUUUGGGUCAAAAAUCCGCGGAAGAGGGGAUUUUGAGCCAGGUUAGUAUUGGAGAGAGCAUUAUAGCACUGAUUACUAUGUUUGCUGGAUACAGGAUUUUGGCUUACAUUGCUUUGAGACGCCUCAAAGUUUAAGCUGAUAAAAGGGGAGAUUGGUUUGGAAGUGGAACAUCCAGCUCCGGAGUCUGUUCAUCAGAAAUAAUGCAGUAAGCAACGAAAAGCCUAUAUUGAACAUAACAGUCGGCAGGAAAUGCAAAUUUUGUCGGCAGGAAAUGUAAAUUUUGUGCAAAUUGGCAAAUCCGAGAUUCUAACAUUAAAGCAACCGUGGAUGUAAUCGAUAUAAGAGAACACUGUAGGAAGCAUAAGUAGGUCGUUUCUGUUGCUAGAUAUAACAAUGACCAGCAACAUGUUGUGACGUUCAGCAGCAAAGU
Molecule: messenger RNA, 1463 nt
Organism: Asparagus officinalis (garden asparagus)
Lineage: Eukaryota; Viridiplantae; Streptophyta; Magnoliopsida; Asparagales; Asparagaceae
Product: ABC transporter G family member 25-like
Exons: 3
Cellular component (GO): membrane
Molecular function (GO): ABC-type transporter activity
Source: RefSeq, a predicted model, not a curated record